Messenger RNA from Colletotrichum godetiae, 1755 nucleotides. Its product is annotated as cytochrome P450. The transcript is spliced from 2 exons. Lineage: Eukaryota; Fungi; Ascomycota; Sordariomycetes; Glomerellales; Glomerellaceae. Bases 1 to 1755 code for a protein of 584 amino acids. Gene Ontology annotation, molecular function: monooxygenase activity; heme binding; oxidoreductase activity, acting on paired donors, with incorporation or reduction of molecular oxygen. The record is from RefSeq and is a predicted model, not a curated record.
AUGUUGAGUCCUAUUACUCCGAUCAAAUGGCUGGCCACCUUGGCCCCUUUCACGGCGGUAUUACCGAUUUUUUACAUCCUUUACCAAUUCCUCCUGCCGAAGCCCAUUCCUGGCAUUCCAUACAACAAACACGCCACAAAGAAUGUUUUCGGCGAUAUACCUGAGAUCAAGAAGGAAUCAAACGGUGAUUUGUUCGGCUGGAUCGCAGCCCAGUCCCGUCGCCACGGCAGUCCCAUCUUCCAAGUUUGGCUAGGUCCCUUCACGAAGCCUGCUGUAGUUGUCGCAGAUUUCCAAGAGGGUCAAGAUAUUCUUCUACGCCGAAAAGAGCUUGACAGGUCUAGCUUCAUGAGCAACGUUUUAGCCGGCGAGGCAAAGUCAUUCCACAUUACUUUGAAGACCGGGCCGCAAUGGAAGGCUCAACGCCGUUUACUUCAGGACUUGAUGACGCCAGCAUUUCUUCAUAGGGUUGCGGCCCCUAACAUUUAUAAAAGUGCUCUGCGGCUUCUGGAUCUUUGGAAGAGGAAGUCGCAGCUUGCUGACGGGAGCGCUUUUUCUGCAGAGCAUGAUGUCUUCUACGCUGCUCUCGACGCUGUGUUAGACUUCGGGUUCGGCGAUGCUGCUCCAAUGAGGACUCUUGUUCCUCAAAUUGAAUUGCUGGCGUCGAUGUCAGCUGCCGACGCUUGGGCCAAACAGAACCCAGAACUUGGCACUGGAGUGUUGGACUUUCCAGUUGCGCCUAUCCAUCCUGUCCUGGAGGCAACGCUACAGUCGGCAGAAAACCUUAGUGGCGUAGCACUUACUGGGUUUCCGAAGCUUGCAUGGUCAAUCAUUGGGCUUAGACCUAGUGUCCGUCGAGGAAGAGCGGUACGGGACGAGUUUCUCGUUGACCAGGUCCUCCAGGCGACAGAGAGAUUCAGAACUCAGACCCAGAAGAUUGACAGCGAGGACAAACAUGUCAAGUCUGCAAUUGACUUGAUGGUGCGAAGGCUGAACGGUGUUAUGGAGAAGGAAGGUCACCUCGUCCCCAACUGGGUUGAAACGAUGAGAGCUGAGUCUGCUGGCUUCGUUGUGGCUGGCCACGAUACGACGAGCACGACUCUCUGCUGGGGCAUCAAGUUUAUCGCGGAUGACCAAGAGGUUCAGCAAAAGCUCUUCGAGAGCAUUCGGAGCUUUCACUCAGCAGCGGUCACUGAGAGACGUCUUCCUACACAUUCUGAAAUUUGCGACGCGAACAUACCGUACCUGGACGCAGUUAUUCAGGAGAUGCUUCGACUUGCUCACACAGCAGUGAGUCAAGAUCGAGAGUGCAAAGAAGACACUGUCAUUCUGGGCCAUGUCAUUCCGAAGGGUACCACCGUUAUUGUCCCAAACAGGGGUCCAAGCUUUACUGAGCCCGGGUAUGAGAUUGACGAAGACCUGCGAAGCCCAUCUUCGAGAAAAGCAGCCACGGAUUUUGGAUCGAGAGUGUGGGACUGUCACGAGAUGGGCAAGUUCAAGCCGGACCGCUGGCUUGUACGUGAUGACAAGGGCGGUGAUGAAUAUAAUGCUUCUGCUGGACCCACCCUACCUUUCGGACUUGGACUCCGCGGUUGCUUCGGACGGAAGCUGGCAUACAUGGAAAUGAGACUGUUGAUCACCGUCUUGGUGUGGUCACUUGAGUUCCAAAAGUGCCCGGAAAACUUGUCGAGUUAUGGAAGUAUUACAAGUCUUACGCGAAAGCCUGUUCAGUGCUACGUGCGCUUGAAUAUUCGUUGA